This is a messenger RNA of Solanum lycopersicum (tomato), 612 nucleotides long. The record is from RefSeq and is a predicted model, not a curated record. Lineage: Eukaryota; Viridiplantae; Streptophyta; Magnoliopsida; Solanales; Solanaceae.
AUGGAGACAUUUAUAGAGAUGACUAAAGAAUCUGAAAAGGUUUAUAACAAUUUGACAUUCAUAGAGAUGACUAAAGAAUCUGAAAAGGUUUUGCAUCAUCUGAUAAUUAAAGCAAUGGAAGUUGGAAAAAGGAUGUUACACCAAUCGGCUGAGCAGAAACUAUCUAUUCUCACUCUUACUCUGCUUGAGAAGAAGAUGGCUUCUUUCGCAAUCGAGGACUUUGUUGGAAGUGGAUCUCUGCAAGGACUUCUACCAAAGCUGCUGGAGGAAGGCUGGGAUGAUGUACCAACUUUGAAGACUAUGAAUGCAGACGAUAUGAACGAGUUGAACAUGACUCAACGACAAAAGGAUGCACUGGAUAUCAGGUCUUACCUGCACAAUCGUGCACUGAUGCAAUAUGCGGAUACGCUUGAGGAGUCUGGGAAGUCUCUUCCUGAGCUUCUUAAGCUAACCAAAGUAGAUCUUACUACAGUGUAUGGAAUGAAAAGGGGCCAUGUUGCCCGUUUUACAGACAGAACUACAACUUCUGCGGGAGACACUUUGUCAGAAGCCUAUAAUCUCCAAGAAGCAAAGUAUGACAAGAUCUCUUGGAAGAACCAAUACAGCUUAUGA